Symbiodinium sp. CCMP2456 is the source of this 1350-nucleotide messenger RNA. The record is from the annotation of a GenBank genome assembly. NCBI's taxonomy places the organism in Eukaryota, Dinophyceae, Suessiales, Symbiodiniaceae.
AUGGGUGAUGGCCAAGGCGAAGAUGCAUUCAUGUGCCGUAUGGACCAGCUGACCCAGAAAUUGAGUAAGUGGAAGACGACGCGUUCGGCAACACCGCUCAGGAAUGAUAGCGGCACAGCUUUGGCUCUGGAGGAGCAGCGCGGGAGUUCCAGAAAGGACGCUUCUCCGAGUCGGCACUUCAAGCCGUCGCCGAGCUCCCAGGUGCCGCCAAGCUCCGGGAGAUCCCGUGGCUCACAUUCUCCGAGCAGGCGUGGCUCCAUCAGCAUCCUCUCCACAUACGACCGAGUACACAAGGUCGCCAACGCUGCCAGUGCCGUCCGAUGGCUGUGCAAAGCAUCCUCCAAGGGCGAAGAGGGCGGUGAGGCCAAGAAGGCCCCGGGCAGGUCGCAGUCCGCGACCUUCCGUCCCAUCUUCACAGAAAGGGAAGGAGCAGAGGGGGCAGAAGCGCUUCGGUCCCCGAAGCGCUUCGACCAAUCUCUUUCCCCCUCCGUCAGCCCUGCAUCACGGCUAUCCCGUCGCUCCGCGGUCGACAAGCAGUCAGAGAGCAACCCCUUCCAUAUCGAGAGAUGCGAGAACGGAGACAGAACCAGGCCUGCUUCGCAGAAUCCUCGAGACCGCCCGGAGCCCACAGCAUUCAACACUCGCAUGGAAGCGCUGCAGCACAGGGUCUGGCAAGCAUCGCCUGCGAUGCCAUCCGACCGUCAUAAUCCCAUGCUGAGCGAGCUAGAUUUCAAGAACAAGUACGAGACCUCACCAUUUCAAGCUGCAGUGGCCGACCGUGUCGGCAUUUCGCCAGAGCCCAGACAAUGGCAAACCCUGGCUCGAGCAUCUCCGGGAACAGCACAUUCGGACGAGACGUUAGCCAGCCGAGUAGGCCAAUUGGAGGAGUCCCUUGGGCGAAUCGAGAUGAUGUUGCAGCAAGUUCUUGAGAGUAUGGCCGCAAACGCUCAAAGUGCUCCGCCCGCUGCCACGCAACAUGCAAGCGGCCGUGAGGCCACAGCCUGCGCUUGGACGGGGCAAGCUAGGCAGUCUUCGACGCUUCCCCGCAUGCCCUCGCGAACGCCUUCGAAGAUCCUUGCAGCCGACUCGGUGCCGACGCCGCAAGCGAAGCUCGAUCGAAAGCAGUGUCUCCGACCGGCAGUGGCAACGCCUGAUGCUGCAGCAGGGGCGUCGACUCUGAGGGAUGCAGGAGCCGAGGAGUCUCCGGUGGAUGGUGAGGAUUCUCGCAAGGCCUCCAGGUCCAGCCCAGCCACUUCCUCAACUCGCAGCGGUUUCUUCAAGUGGCCUUUGGACAUUGCCGGAGUUCGUGAAGAGCUCGGUCUCCCGAAGAAGAGGCGUCAACAGGCAUGA